AUGCCCCCAGGCAUUUACUGCCCUAUGGAAUUCUGGUCCAAGGGGGAAAACCAAAACAUCCAGGUGGACUUUCUGCUGCCCACAGGAAUAUACUUAAACCUCUCUGUGUCCUGCAAUGCCAGCUUGGGCACCAUCAAGCAGGUGGUGUGGAAGCACGCUCAGUAUGAGCCGCUCUACCAUAUGCUCAGCGAUCCCGAGGCCUAUGUCUUCACCUGCAUCAACCAGACCGCGGAACAGCAAGAGUUGGAGGACGAGCAACGGCGGCUUUGUGACAUCCAGCCCUUCCUACCGGUACUGCGGCUCGUGGCUCGAGAAGGUGACAGAGUCAAGAAGGUUAUUAACUCCCAGAUCAGCCUGCUCAUUGGAAAAGGUUUGCAUGAGUUCGACUCUGUGCAGGAUCCAGAGGUGAACGAUUUCCGCACCAAAAUGUGCCAGUUCUGUGAGGAGAGAGCAGCAAAGCGGCAACAGCUCAGCUGGGCAGCUUGGAUGGAGUACAACUUCCCCUUGCAGCUGGAGCCCAUGGCCAGAGGCCUUGGGACUGGCCUUCUACAUAUUCCCACCAAGAACAUUUUUGUCAACGUCAAGUUUCAGUCUGGCGGGGAGAGCUUCACUUUCCAGAUCUCCCCAGAGGAGUUCCCCAUCACAUUAAUGAGCUAUGCUAUCAAGAAGCAGGCUACUGUCUUCCGCCAUGAGACAGUGGAGAACCCAGAGGACUACACCCUGCAGGUGAAUGGGAAAUGUGAAUACCUCUAUGGGAAUUACCCCCUGUACCAGUUCCAGUAUAUCCGCAGCUGCCUGCACCGAGGCCUAACGCCCCACCUGACCAUGGUACACUCCUCCACUAUCAUUGCUAUGAGAGAUGAACAAACCAACUGUAUUGCCAGCCCCCCCAAGAUGUCUGCCAAGCCUCCCCCGCUCCCUAAGAAAAAGCCAAACUACGGGUCUCUCUGGUCCUUAGAGCAGUCUUUCUACAUUGAGCUGGUGCAAGGCAGCAAGGUCAAUGCAGAUGAGAGAAUGAAGCUGGUGGUGCAAGCAGGUCUCUUUCAUGGCAAUGAGAUGCUGUGCAAGACAGUGUCAAGCUCUGAAGUGAAUGUAUGCUCAGAGCCAGUGUGGAAGCAGAGGCUGGAUUUUGAUAUUAACAUCUGUGAUCUUCCCCGUAUGGCGCGGCUCUGCUUUGCCCUCUAUGCUGUCAUCGAGAAGGCGAAGAAGGCACGUUCCACCAAGAAGAAGUCCAAGAAAGCUGACUGCCCGAUCGCCUGGGUGAAUGUCAUGCUCUUUGACUAUAAGGACCAGCUGAAAACAGGGGAGUGCUGCUUGUACAUGUGGUCCUCCUUUCCAGAUGAGAAAGGGGAACUUCUGAACCCCAUGGGCACGGUACAAUGCAACCCCAACACAGAAAGUGCAGCAGCCUUGGUCAUCUGCUUCCCCAGCAUUGCAUCGCAUCCUGUGUAUUACCCGUCAUUUGAGCAGCUGCUGGAGUUGGGGAGGAAUGGAGAACAACCCCGUGCUGCACUAGAAGAUCCUGAGGAGCAGAAGCUGCAACUGAAGGAGAUACUGGAGCGGAGGAGCCACACGGAACUAUAUGAGCAUGAGAAAGACCUGGUGUGGAAGAUGAGGUACGAUAUCCGUGACCAGUACCCACAAGCUUUGGCAAAGCUGCUUAUCAUCACCAAAUGGAACAAGCAUGAAGAUGUUGCCCAGAUGAUUUCCCUGCUUCAGACCUGGCCAGAGUUGCCUGUCCUGAAUGCCUUAGAGCUGCUGGAUUUUAGCUUUCCUGACCGUUAUGUUGGUUCCUUUGCUAUCAACUCAUUAAAGAAGCUGACAGAUCACGAAUUGUUCCAAUACCUGCUACAGCUUGUCCAGGUGCUUAAGUAUGAAUCCUACUUAGACUGUGAAUUAACCAAGUUCCUGCUGGACAGGGCGUUAUCCAACCGCAAGAUCGGCCACUUCCUCUUCUGGCAUCUGAGGUCAGAAAUGCACGUUCCUGCAGUUGCCUUAAGGUUUGGCCUGAUCCUGGAAGCAUACUGCAGAGGCAGCACCCACCAUAUGAAAGUUUUGAUGAAACAGGGAGAAGCACUCAACAAGAUGAAAGCUCUGAAUGACUUUGUUAAACUGAGUUCUCAGAAGACCACCAAGCCUCAAACCAAGGAGAUGAUGCAUGUGUGCAUGAAGCAGGAAACUUUUCUUGAAGCACUUUCCCACCUCCAGUCACCCCUGAACCCCAACAUUAUCCUCGCUGAAGUUUGUGUGGAUCAGUGCACCUUUAUGGACUCCAAAAUGAAACCUUUAUGGAUUGUGUUUAAUAAUGAAGAGACAGGUAGAGGCGGAGUGGGCAUAAUUUUUAAAAAUGGAGAUGAUCUUCGUCAGGACAUGCUGACUCUGCAGAUGAUCCAGUUGAUGGACAUCCUGUGGAAGCAGGAGGGCCUGGACCUGCGGAUGACCCCUUAUGGCUGCCUCUCCACAGGAGACAAGACUGGACUGAUAGAAGUAGUCAUGCAUUCAGACACCAUUGCCAACAUCCAGCUGAACAAGAGCAACAUGGUGGCCACUGCAGCCUUCAACAAGGAUGCACUGCUGAACUGGCUAAAAUCCAAGAACCCUGGUGACGCAUUAGAACAAGCUAUAGAGGAGUUCACUCUUUCCUGUGCUGGGUACUGCGUGGCAACAUAUGUGCUGGGGAUAGGUGACCGGCACAGUGAUAACAUCAUGAUCCGGGAAACUGGACAGCUGUUCCAUAUUGAUUUUGGUCACUUUUUGGGGAACUUCAAGACUAAAUUUGGUAUUAAUAGAGAACGAGUUCCUUUCAUCUUAACCUACGACUUUGUGCAUGUCAUCCAGCAAGGAAAAACUAACAACAAUGAGAAGUUUGAAAGAUUCAGGGGUUAUUGUGAAAAAGCCUAUAUGAUCCUGAGGCGCCACGGUCUUCUCUUCCUGCACUUGUUUGCACUGAUGAAAGCUGCUGGCCUGCCAGAACUGAGCUGCUCUAAAGACAUUCAGUAUCUAAAGGAUUCCCUAGCUCUUGGGAAAACAGAUGAGGAGGCACUGAAGCACUUCAGACUGAAGUUUAAUGAAGCCCUGCGAGAGAGCUGGAAAACCAAAGUGAACUGGCUGGCACACAACGUAUCCAAAGAUAACAGGCAGUAGAGCAACAUCAGCCUGCACUCUUGCUCCAACAGAAUGUAAUACCUGCACUGAGUCCAGCAAUCAUAGACAGGUUUUUAAAGACUGAUGAAUGUUGCCAUGUUGAAGACCCCGCACCUGCGU
This is a messenger RNA of Gavia stellata (red-throated loon), 3264 nucleotides long. It is a transcript of the gene PIK3CD, whose product is annotated as phosphatidylinositol-4,5-bisphosphate 3-kinase catalytic subunit delta. The transcript has 22 exons. Gene Ontology annotation, cellular component: plasma membrane; phosphatidylinositol 3-kinase complex; cytoplasm. Gene Ontology annotation, biological process: cell migration; phosphatidylinositol 3-kinase/protein kinase B signal transduction; phosphatidylinositol-mediated signaling. The coding region runs from base 1 to 3144 and encodes 1047 amino acids. Lineage: Eukaryota; Metazoa; Chordata; Aves; Gaviiformes; Gaviidae. The record is from RefSeq and is a predicted model, not a curated record. Gene Ontology annotation, molecular function: 1-phosphatidylinositol-4-phosphate 3-kinase activity; 1-phosphatidylinositol-3-kinase activity.